This is a messenger RNA of Haliotis rufescens (red abalone), 2058 nucleotides long. Its product is annotated as pre-mRNA-splicing factor syf2-like. Lineage: Eukaryota; Metazoa; Mollusca; Gastropoda; Lepetellida; Haliotidae. The coding region runs from base 149 to 847 and encodes 232 amino acids. The record is from RefSeq and is a predicted model, not a curated record. The transcript has 7 exons. Gene Ontology annotation, cellular component: post-mRNA release spliceosomal complex; catalytic step 2 spliceosome; Prp19 complex.
UCAGACUCUAAACAUCGCAUGCACCGCUCAUUUACCUCAAAGGGAAUACGUAGGUAAAUUCGAUUGUUGAUGCAUGGAGCUUUGUUGACAACAUCGUGAAAAGAAAAUUGACAAUAUUUGGAGUUUUCUGUGUCUGUCCUGGAAAAUAAUGGCUUCGUCCACCAUGAUCGAGAAACCAACAACAUCAGGAUCAGCAAAGAAAAAAUUUGAUCGGCUGAGUCGACUCAGAGAUUUGGAACUCAAAAUGAAUGAAGCCAGAAAGUUAAAUCACCAGGAAGUUGUAGCUGAGGAUGAAAGAAAGAAACGACCACAAAACUUUGAGGCAAAGAGGAAGAGGACAGACUGGGAGGAGGAAGUGGAGAAAAAGAAAAAGGAGUGUGAGGACAGAGGAGAGAUCUACGACAGAGUCAAGUUGCUGGAGGUCGGUGCUGACGAAGCCGAGAGGUGGGAGAGGAAGAAGAAGAAGAAAAACCCUGAUACAGGAUUCGCAGACUACGAGCAGGCCACGUUCCGCCAGUACCAGACACUGACGAAGCAGAUGAAACCCAACAUGCAGGAGGUCGACCGACAGAAGGAGAAGCUUGGUGAUAAUUUCUACGCUACCUCCAACACGCUGGGCCUCCACCAGCAGAAGGACACCAAGGAGGCCGUGGACCGCAUGGUGGAGGACCUGGAGAAACAGAUUGACAAGAGAUCUAAGUACAGCCGCAGGCGCACAUUUGAUGAAGAUGCAGACAUUGAUUAUAUCAACGAGAGGAACAUGAAGUUCAACAAGAAACUGGAACGUUUCUACGGACAGUACACAGCAGAGAUUAAACAGAACUUGGAGAGAGGCACCGCCGUUUGAGGCACACUUCGGGACUGGAUGGGCUGUGUAUUUAUGUUGUAAAUAGUCAAGAACUCUGUAAAGAGGUAACAGCUGACAGGGAAAAAUUGUGUCACCUUAGCAGACAAGCAUGUUCUGCAAGAAGUGGAAACUUUGUGGUAAAUACCUAUGCUAUAGUUUGUCUAUCCCUGAUGUCUCCCUUCAUGAGAGGGAGCGGUAGGGUAGCUUAGUGGUUAAAGCGUUCGCUCGUCACGCCGAAGACCUGGGUUCGAUUCCCGAUAUUGGUACAAUGUGUGAAGCCCAUCUGGUGUUCCCCGCCAUGAUAUUGCUGGAAUAUUGCUAAAAGCGGCGUAAAACCAAGCUGACCCACCCACCCUUCAUGAGAUGACUGCCAACAUUCUAGUACAUCAUGAAGCUGACCACAUGAGGUGACAAGCCAUGACCGAGAUGCUUGUACCACGCUGAUAAUGAUCUUUGUUUUGUCAACAUUAAACCCGGGAUCUUGGGUUCACCAAAGUGAUUAUUGUAUCCAUCCAUAUAAAGCUGAAACGCCAGGGUAGGACUAAAAUACUGUACAAAAGUGGUGUUAAACUCCCACAUUCACUUCACGCUGAGAGGCAUUGUGUGUUCAUAUGUCCCUUUUUAACUGAAAAGGCAUUACAGUAUGAUUCUAUUUUAAUGAUGAAAAUAGAAUACAUUGUGUGUGGUAUGUGGUUAUGUUGUAAUAGUUCAUGAAUAAGAGAUGAAUGUGCCCAGUAGGAAUUGAAGAUUAUGUUUUUGCUUUGGUUAAUAAUGUUCUUCAGUAUUUUUUUGCAUUUCUGGAGGCAUAAACGGAAAAAACCCAGUGCGCACACUGUGUCAUUCCAUGUAGAAGUAGAUUUAUGCAAAGUAUCCACACCAGUUUUUACAUUUAAAACUCCAUAAAUAUGUCAAACUUGACAGACAGCUUAUUUAAUCAUUGACACACAAGUAAUGUAGAUAACACUAUGAAAUCAGUGACAUAAUGCAACAAUAGCCCCGCCCAUCCUAUUAUCAGCCAAUCAGAGAACAGUUAGUGGGUGUGGCCUAUUUAUUUUUCGGUUUAUACCAUAAUUAUUUGAUUAGACAACAAAUACCACGAAAUCAAUUUCAAGUUAUUUAUAAAUAGGUAUGAAUAUAUAUGUACAUGAUGUAAUUAUGACUGUACAUGUCAAUGUAUGUUAAGGCAAUAAACUUUUAUGUACAUACCACAA